GAUUGCGAACUACCGGACAGAUUGCCAUCGGUCGCUUCUCGGAACUUGUGUCGUUUGCUUUGAGGAUCUCUGUGCUGUGUUCAAUCCCGUGCACUGUCCUUUCUCUCUCCCACUCUCACACCCCUCUCUCACUCUUCAUGCUGUCUAUCUCCUACCUGUACCCCUCAGCUCGGAGUCUCUCAGUUCCAGUGGCUCAGUCACAGCGCACAGUGCACGGAGCCCAAGAGUCCAACACCGAACCCAGCCGUUUUCAGUCCUGCACGAGGCAGCGAGAAGCCCAGCCCUGGAUUCAAUACUUUUAAUCAAUGGACAGAGCCCUCUCAACGGCCAACAGAGGUACCGACACGCCAUAAGCAGUCCAUAUCCUCUGGCUGGUGUUCCCCCUGUGGUGUGGAGGGGGAUGGAGCGAUGUGGAGGAGAGAGCCCUCAUUUGCGGGAGAGCCCAGAGCGACGCGGGAGCAGCAGUCCCGAUAUCGGUGGUCCCCCACAAAAAAUAGGCCGUCUGGAACUUAACGGCAGUCCCACUGGACACCGCAGUCGCCACAACGGGGCAAAUCAAAGACCUCUCGGAGGUCUGAUGAUUCCAGUCUUCUGUGUGGUGGAGCAGGUGGAUGGAGGGAUGAUAUCAGAAGGAGAAAGCCGUGAGGAACAUGCAGAGUUUGUGCUGGUCAGGAAAGACAUCCUUUUCACUCAGCUGGUUGAGACGGCACUUCUAGCCCUAGGCUACUCCCACAGUUCUGCAGCCCAGGCACAUGGCAUCAUUAAGGUAGGCCGUUGGAACCCGUUGCCCAUCCAUUGCCUGACAGACACUCCAGAGGCAACAGUCGCUGAUAUGUUGCUGGACGUUUAUCACAUGGUCACGCUCCGCAUCCAGCUACAGAGCUUUGCCAAGCUGGAGGACCUCCCAUCAGAGCAAUGGAACCACGCAACAGUGCGCAACGCCCUCAAAGAACUGCUGAAAGAGAUGAACCAGAGCACCUUGGCUAAAGAAUGUCCACUCUCCCAGAGUAUGAUCUCCUCUAUAGUGAAUAGUUCCUACUAUGUUAAUGUCUCAACUUCAAAGUGUCAAGAGUUUGGUCGCUGGUACAAGAAGUACAAAAAGAUUAAAGGGGAUUAUUUGUGGCAAGGCCGGGAGAGUUCUGAAAUCAAGGUUGAAAGAGACAGUCUAGCUGAUUUCUGUGUAUCAGCACAGCGUCCACCGCCUCACUUGGCUGGGCUUGUACAACUUGGUCCAUUUAACAGUGCUGGCUCUCUGUUGAAAGGCAGUUCUGGAGAACCUCAGAAUUCUGCCCAGUCUCAGCCUCCAACUCAAGGGCAGCCACAAACCCCAUCAUCUCACGGACAGCUCCAUCACAGUCCGCCGCUACGAGCACAGGUGCCUCCUCCACCUCCGCCUGCUGCCCUGCAACCUCUUCUGGCACCAGGGGGACUUCUCUCACCCCAAAUCAGCCCACAGCUGGUAAGACAGCAGUUAGCCAUGGCUCAUCUUAUCAACCAGCAGCUGGCCGUCAGCCGCCUGCUGCAUCAGCACCCGCAGGCUCUUAACCAGCAGUUUCUCAAUCACCCACCUAUACCUCGGCCUAGCAAGUCAGGUGGCCCUGGAGAGCCUGGAUCCAACCCCUCAGCAGCAGAAGUAUCCUUUGAUAUAUACCAGCAUGUGCGAGAUGAGCUGAAAAGGGCCAGUGUCUCACAGGCAGUGUUUGCUCGAGUUGCCUUCAACCGUACACAGGGCCUGUUGUCGGAGAUCUUGCGGAAAGAGGAGGACCCACGCUCAGCCUCUCAGUCCUUGCUGGUUAAUCUCAAAGCUAUGCAGAACUUUCUCAAUUUACCUGAGAGCGAGAGGGACCGCAUUUACCAGGAAGAGCGAGAACGCAGCAUGAACCCUCCUGUUGGUCUGCCCCCAAGCACAAACCCCAGUCCUGGGGGCCCCCGCCUCUCUCAGAAAGUGUGGGAGCGCAGUAUUGAUGAACAGUUAACCCCUGAUGCAUGGGCAUCUAUUUGGAAGAAUAAGACCAAAAUCACAAACUUGUCCAAGGCUUCUGGUCCUAACCCUGACCUUCCCCUGAAACUGGAGUCACUGGUUAACAUCACUUCAGGCAUCUAUGAUGAAAUCCAGCAGGAGAUGAAACGGGCAAAAGUGUCUCAGGCAUUGUUUGCCAAGGUUGCAGCCAACAAGAGCCAAGGAUGGCUGUGUGAGUUGCUUCGCUGGAAAGAGAGUCCCAGCCCGGAGAACCGGACUCUCUGGGAGAACCUUUGUACUAUCCGGAGGUUUUUGAGCCUACCACAGGGUGACAGGGACCUGGUGUAUGAGGAAGAGUCUCGCCAUCACCACAGCGAACGGCUGCACACUGUACUACACUUGCCCUCUGACCCUCAAGUACUUCACAGACAACCUCUGCAGCCACUGAAGGACCACUCUCCAAUCCGAGAAGACCCCGUGCCCAGUUCUGGAGCAGAAGAGAACCUUCAGGGUAGUGCAGGUUCAGGAAACAAUGGAGGGGUUAACAGUGUUACCAAGAAGCCUCGCUCUCGUACCAAGAUCUCACUUGAGGCUUUGGGCAUCUUACAGAGCUUUAUCCAAGAUGUGGGCCUCUACCCUGACCAAGAAGCAAUCCACACACUUUCAGCCCAGUUGGAUCUGCCCAAACACACCAUUGUGAAGUUCUUCCAGAACCAGCGCUAUCAUGUCAAGCAUCAUGGUCGGCUGAAGGAGCUGGGAGCUGAAGGCAGCGGAGUGGAUGUGGCCGAAUAUCAUGACGAAGAGCUGCUCUCCAGUUCAGAGGAUGCAGAGUCCAGUGAAGAUGGCCAUGAGGAGAUCUACAGCGGCCAUGACAGUGCAUCAGCUGGAGCAGCCAACUCUGCCUCAACUCCAGCUCCUUCUUCUGGCCAAGAUGAGAGUAAAGACAAAGUGCUGCCUCUGGGGACAGCCAGGUCCAACUCCCUGCCCCCAUGUGGUUCAUCCCCUAGUCCCCGAGAUCAAGUAGAAUAUCAGAGAUAAAAGAGCCUCAGCAGAGACAAUAGGUGGUGAAGGGUAGGAGUGAGCACUUACAACUAUUCUGUAGAGGAGGAGAGUGUGUAUCGGACAGUUUAGAACUUACUGACAAAGUGACACAGUGUUCUUUGAGGACCUGUAAACCAUACCAGACAAGAAUAUUUUUUAAGGUGGCACACAGUGUUGCUGUAGAAAAAUGAGGUGUGAGGAAUUAGUCAAGCGUGCCAGGAGUAGAUCACAAGUUACUAAUGAGAAUAAUAUGGUCCAAAAGAAGUCCCGAUAGAGUACUACAAGGAAAGAAUUUGGUUUGUUGGAAAACUAAAAUUUACUGUGAAGGCAGGGUAUUAAUAUCAAGUUUUAGGAAAGCAAUCAAACUAGCAUGCUAAGACUGUCAAGGUGGACAGUCUUUCAUUAAGUUCUUAAAGAAAAAGCAAGUUUUCAGAACAAGACACAAAAUUCUUCAUAAUCUGACAUGGAGACCAGAGGGUCUCUUUUACAAGAUACCACUAUCCAUGCUCCUCUUCACCUCUACAGGGUUUAAGACAGGGACAGAGCUUUAGAUGAGCCAUGGCUCUCCAUUAGGGCACCAAUAUCUUCACUCCUGCCUGAUCAGGGAGCUUAGUGGGUGGCUGUGGCUUUCUUCAACUUCCCCUCCAUGACGGGGCAUUCUGGCUGUCUCCAACUGGGGGCUGUGCUUGACUGCUAAAGUGGUUGGUUGGGUUGGAGGUACAGAUGAGAUCUUGGGUGUACACAUCAACCCAGCCUAUGAACCCUACUAUAAACACAUACAGUGUGCUGAAAUGUCCAUAGUUAACCCAAUAUUGCUUUUGAAGAUUGCACCAUCCCUCCCACAACAAGCCACAUCAUUCCAAGCAGUCCCACAUGGGUAAAGAAGUUAUUCCUUUUACCCCUCCACCUAAUGCACACCCAACACAGACUUCCGAUCUGUCACUCCAGUCCAAUGGUUGAGUGCUUGUUGUGCUCUCUCAGCACUUAAAAAGACAGCGAGAAUAAAACAGCAGGAGGACUGACUGCUAUGGACAGAGUAAAGGACAAUUUUGAAUUAACUGCAUCAGCCUACCUCUGACCUAGUGGAGAAACACGAACGAUUUCCAGCAACUGUCAACAAUCAUGCGCUUGUGUGGUAGUCCUUCUCUCUUCUGUCGCCUGGCAUUUCUUUCUCGUACUGACUGGUGCCCACAAUGUCCUGAUUUGACUGCACCUACCCACACCCAACUCCACAGCACUAUUUAUUGCUAUCUUCACCCACAAUUAUUAUUGUUGUUAUUGUUAUUAUUGUUGUUAUGGUUGUUCUUGCUGUUAUUUUUAGUUCCAUUUUCAUGGUCUAAUAUCAGUGUUUGGCUUGCAACAGUUAUUUUGAUCAUGAGAGACAUUGUGAAAGAAAGGAACACUGCCAAAACAGAGCAGAAAGAAUGAAAAGCAGUUACUGAAGUUACUGAGUGAAUAAUGUGAUAUAUGCUGCCAAUUCUAUUAACAUUACGUACUUUUCCAAAAAGAACAGCACUUGGCAGAUGAGCAGAAGAAUAUUAAAACAUGAGAAAAAAAUAGUGAUCAGUGGAAUUUAUAUGGUGUUUUUGUGCAAAAAAUGUCAAUUCUUCUAUUGAGUCAGUAAGAAUGCAGUAAGCAUGAACUCCAAAUUCUGAUUGAAACGAUAAUGAACAUAAUAUGACUUGAGGCAACAUGGCCACCUUUUGAAAAACAUCCAUGAAACCAUGGUAACACUUGGAUCCAGGGUUCUGAUUUUGCUUUUAAGAAUCAGCUGCUACCUGCUAUUUCACAGAUAAUAGAAAAAAUAGUCGUUAACUGAACUAUUUUUUAUUUCAAACAAGUGAUAACUGUGGUCUAUGUCCAUGUUUUGUCUAUUACAAAUGGAUAUAUUUUAUUUAGUCUUUAAUGUGCAAAAUGAUGUGGUUCUUUAAUUACUUUGAGCAUCCUGAAUCCUUCACACAAACAUUGUCCACAGAGUAUUACUUCAAAAGGGGUAUCCACAUACUAUUCUCAAAGAGUAAUAGAAGAUUGCAUCCCAAUUCAAUAAUAAACUCCUCACUCUGUUGUCAAUGGGGUUGUUUUGUAAGUAUAUAGUCUUAACAUGUUCUCCUCCAGAGCACAAAUCCUUUGUACAUGGAUAUUAAUUCUCUGGUGCUUAGCAGAGGCCAACCUGUGUGACUGUGGCCAGGCUGCCUCUCACUUCUAUUCAAUUAAAGGCCAGUGUAAAGUCUCAAGGACUGGAGCUCUCUAAUAAGGCAUGCAAGAGUGACUAAUUCACAUGAAAGUACUGGUGCUAUCAGAGCAGUCAAGCUGUCAUACAUAAGCCUGCUGCAUUUCAUACCCAGCAAGCAUUGACACCUAGCAAGCCUUAGACUAUUAUGCUGUUCUCUGCUGCUCACCACUCCAGAGAGAUUACAUUUUCCCCAUUCAUUUUCUGUCCAAUUCACCCAACUGCAUCGUCUUUUUUCUUAUGUCAAUAUCACCUCAAGUAUGCUACUUAACCUCUCCGCACUUAAGUUCUUACAUUUUCUGAUUCAUGAAAGUUUUCAUAUUUUCAAAAUGUUAGUCGGUACAAACAUGUCUUGAGUAAGACAUCUGAACAUUUUGUCUUCUUUCCGACAAACUAACAUGACUACAUUUUGAUAGAAGUAAAAUUAAAGAAGUAAUGAAAAAAAUUAUUAAUAUUUAAAUGAGCGAAAUUAACCUUAAAAAAAAUAACAAAUAAUAAAAAAAUAAAAAAUCUUUUAUUUAGAAAAGUUUCUUAGCUGCUUGCAUACAUUUUUUCAUAAAAUUGCUUAUUUCCAGCAGGUUUUUUUUUUUAUAUGGAUUUGCAUUUUAUUUUCUUGAUAAAAAAAAUAAAAAAAUAAUGCCCUCUAACGUGACAUUAAAUUGAAUAAGCUCUUUUAUUUAGAUUUCAAAAUUUAGUAUAGGCGUCAAUAAAUCAUGUUCAGUUGACGUUUAGUCAGUGGUAAAACCAUAAAUUAACACAUCGUGGGCAGGUGUGUAAACAAUACAAUGAAAAAAAAAAGCCCGCACACUGUCGUAUUUAGCUUUUUCAAUCUGUAAUAUCUUACAGCCUUUCGGUCAAAGACCUUCUUCAGGCAUCCUAUCAAUUUUUUUGAAGGGCAAGGCAAGGGAAGUAGGCUAUAUCACUGUACAGUCUUGGAUUUACUCGAGAAGUUUCUCCAAUGACGCUGCCAAUAUGCUCAACUGAACCAGAGAAGGUGGUGGACAUCCUCCUGUUGGCAUGAACUGAAUUUUUUUUACACUAAAGCUUCAUGUCAAACCAUUUUUAUUGAACUAUUGGACUAAUUCACAAAAUAACCUCUGAUUACAGCAAAUUACUGUAAGUUCCUCACUUUCUUUUUAGAUGCGAGUGUUUGCUAGGCCUAAAUCAAUAUUUUACGAUAUGAAUACACUCCAUUAAAAAAUUCCGAGUCUGAAGCCUUCCUUAUGUGGCAUUUUCAUGCGCGUGAAAUAAUUACUCACUAGAUUGCAGAUGAUAAUUGUGAAUGAACAUGCACGCGCAAUCUCUUUACAAAUGUUUGGAAUUCACUAACUUAGACAAGUUGUACUAACAAAUCUGUUGAGCACGAAGUGUUCAUGAAUCCAGCGGAAAGUUUUCGGGAAGGUCCUUUUUAUGCGCAAAUUACUCCAAAUGUACUCAUAUAUUUAUGAAAGUUUCAUGAAUGAGGCCCAAUGUCUUUCAUCUCAUCUUUCAUCUUUAUUUCAGCCUCGCUACAAAAUAUGUCUCUUUUCAUGUUUACUGAGGUGAUUUCACUCUGAAUGCUCCUUUUAUCAGUUAUUAAAAACCUGUAACGUUCAUUACAUUAAGCAUUACCCUAUCAUCUGGUUUGUGGCAGAUACUUGCAUACAUGUCGUAAGCAUAUUUUGCAGGCAAUGUUUACCUGCAAAAUGCUCUAUUUAUGCAUUACCUUUCUUAAUCGUUCAUCUCACUUUUCCAGAGAAAUCAGUGUAAAAUGCAACUAAAUGUGCCAAAUGUAACAAGCAGACCUCUUGUGUGAAAGCAACAUCAGACUCUAGCCUGAAGUUAGCAACUUAGAGUGGGCUGAGAGUGACCAUGUGUGACCAAGUGUGAAGAAUUUUUCUUCUAGAAUGUUUACAGGAUCAUUUAUUUUGGCCCAACAUUUUCAUAAUAUAUUGGGCACAUAGUUGAAGUUUUCUGAUUACAAAUGGUCGCAAAAAACACCUCAGUAGCUCUUUUUUGUUGUUUUAAAUGGAACAAAUUCGGGACGUUUCUUAUUUGACACAUGGUCUCUCGUUGCAGUUUAUAAUGGAUAAUGGACUCAGGAAAUGCUGGAUACCUGCGGAUUUAGCAAAAGGUCUUUAAUAACAUGGUAGUGAUUGCUUGCUUGAUCUACUCCUUACUUAAGGCUGUCAGUCAUCUGUCACUUUAUAAGGCCUGCCCCACCCCUUUCAUAACUCUCCAGGCAUCUGCCAAAUACAGAUCAGCUGGAGACAAGCACUUCUGAUGAGUCCAUCCUUGGACACCUCCCAAAUUACCCUCAUAAAUGAAGAGAGCGUGUACACACAUGUGUCUGUGUGUCCUAGACUGGUGUUUAACCUACCAUGGGGGUGGCAGCCCACUCAGCAUGAGUGAACAACAUGCACUUCUUCUCCUCCAUCGCCUCCUCCUCCCUGCCUUUGUCAGAGUUAGUGGAGAGAGAGGAGCUGAGAAGAAAACAAAGAAGAUUCCAAGAGUCCCUGAUGAGCACAAGGUCAAGGUCACUUCCCAAUUACCCAUGUCUUUCAUUUUCAUUCUGUAUUUUCAGUUCUCUAUACCAUCUCUCUGUUCCCUCAUUUUCUCAUUCACCAGGCGGGAAUGUAAUCGUUCUCUCCCAUGCUGUGGUGUCGAGGUUAAGUGGAGGUGAUCAUGUCUCCUUGUGGAAAGAGUAGUUCCUUGAGAGACAGCAGACUUCUGGAGUGUCAUGUCUGAGAAGUGGAGUUGCAGUUAAGACAAAGGCUUGGUUUGACUCUAGCAGCCCGAAUUUAGUCAUUUGCUCUGUACUUGAUCAUCUAUAAAGCCAUUAUACCAUUGGGAUGAUUUUCAAUGUUUUGGGUAGAAAAUUAAAAGCUGAAGGCCUCUCUGUAUAUGCUUUAUGAACACUUUCACAUUAUUUAAACAUGUAUACAAACAAUUAGAUAUAAAUUAUAUCAAAUUUGACCCUCUUAGCAUUAAAAAUGAAUGACUUGGAAAUUAAAUGUACAUGUACACAAGAAAAAGAUAAAACAUGACAGAAUCACCUACUGUAAGCAGCCUGCUUUAAUCACAUUUUCAUUACCCCACACAUUUCUGAAGAAGGAUAUUCUUGCUCUUCUAGAUAAUACUUCCAUUUAUCUUACAGUGCCUCUGAACUAAGCACAAUGCUCCUGUUCUUUGAUUUGGAGAUGACAAAAUUUGAUGAUCUCGUAAUUUUCAUCAUUGUUUUCAUCAUUUUUGUACUCAUAAAUGCCUACAAUGUGAAUCAGGGUUGCCACUCCUGAAUUGGUACUUUCCUUGUCAAUUGAAUGCAUUGUCAUUAUCACUAAGUGAUAAUUAACUUAUGUGCAUCAUUUGACUCCUUUAUUUGUAUGACAAUGUUUUGUUUUGUUUUUUUAUUUUGUUUUUAAAAUGCUGUUGUUUAAAUAAAGUGCAUUCAAGGA
Myxocyprinus asiaticus (Chinese sucker) is the source of this 8665-nucleotide messenger RNA. RefSeq names its product DNA-binding protein SATB2-like. The transcript has 13 exons. Gene Ontology annotation, molecular function: RNA polymerase II cis-regulatory region sequence-specific DNA binding; DNA-binding transcription factor activity, RNA polymerase II-specific. Gene Ontology annotation, biological process: chromatin remodeling; regulation of transcription by RNA polymerase II. NCBI's taxonomy places the organism in Eukaryota, Metazoa, Chordata, Actinopteri, Cypriniformes, Catostomidae. The record is from RefSeq and is a predicted model, not a curated record. Bases 401 to 2998 code for a protein of 865 amino acids.